Rhagoletis pomonella (apple maggot) is the source of this 5015-nucleotide messenger RNA. RefSeq names its product ribosome-binding protein 1 (gene alt). The record is from RefSeq and is a predicted model, not a curated record. Lineage: Eukaryota; Metazoa; Arthropoda; Insecta; Diptera; Tephritidae. The transcript has 6 exons. Gene Ontology annotation, cellular component: endoplasmic reticulum membrane. The coding region runs from base 173 to 2926 and encodes 917 amino acids.
GUCAGAUUUCUACAUUUUUUGAUUGAAACGAACGCGACGAACACAGUGGAGCAGAAGGAUUUCGGUUUUUGGAUACCUGUACACUUUUAAAUAAAAAGUUAAGUGUAAAAAAUUAAUUGUUUGCAGAGUGUUCAAAGCAAAGUAUAACGUGAUUAUUCGUUAAAAUUAUGCAAUGAUGGACUUCCACUUAUUGGUUAUUAUCAGCUGCGUAUUUCUCGCCUCCCUUCUCUCGCUGCUUUUCAUUAAUAAAUUUUUCCGUCGCAAAACAUUCGAGGAGGUUGUUGCCGAAAAAAAGGCACUAACCGAUAAAAUUUACGCUCAGAGUAAAGUAGGCGUAAAGAAGCCUAAAAAACAGCAACCCACUAAAAAGGAUCUUAAACGUGAAAAGAAAAAGUUACAACGCGAACAACAAAAGGAAAAUACCGAGCAAGAGGACUCCGAUGCACAAUCCGAACAGCCAUCGGUGGAGGAUGAGCCUCAGGGCUUAUCUAAAACACAUGUCGAAUUUGACCCAGACCCAGAGGUGAUUGUUGGCGCUACGCCCGAAGCUGUAAGACGUGCCAGCAUCGCUGAAAAGGAGAACUUGUCGAAGCCGAAAUCGAAGAAGGAGAAGAAGAGCAAAUCGUCGGGCAUUUUGGUGAACAAGAAUGAACCGGUAAUAGUGCGUGAGAAUUUGGUGAUUGAGGAGCCCGCAAACACAUUCGAGAUAAAGCAACCCAAGGAUAUACUCGAGUUGAAAAAACACGAGAAGAAGGAUAAUAAGAAGGAAAAGAAUAUUAAAAAAGAAAAAAAUGUGCCAGUUGAAAAGCCAGCUCCGGUAGUUGUUGUUGAGCAACAACAGCAGCCGGUCGCCGAAUCGGUAACGCACGUGCAUGUAGCCAAGGAGCUAAAACAGCAGGAUGACAAAGCUCGUCACGGCUCGCCGAAAACACAUGUCUCUAACAAUGCCAGUGGCAACAAUAAAACCGUCAAGCAACAAAAUAAAAAGCAGAACAAAGAAACCGCCGCCACUAAAGAGCUGGUACUUGCACUGGAUAAGCUUUCCGACUCUGAUACGAUUGGCGUUUCGUUGCUCAUGAAUCUCUUCCGUCGUGCUGAACUCAAUCGAUCCGAGAUCCAGAUACUUAUCGAUUAUUUGCUGAACAAACAGCAGGAUACACCAGCAACACAUUCGGAAUGGUCGGACGAUAUAUGUCAGAAAUUGAAACGUCAAUUGGAAGAGAAAGAGAAAGCUUUGACUGAGGAGCAGGAAGCUUCUAUGGGAAUUCAGGCUAAACUGCGUGAAUUGCGCACUGAAAUCAAUACCGAACGCGCUCAGUUAAAUGCCACUGUGAAAGUAUACGUUGAGAAGUUGCAGUCCAAGGAGCAGGAGAUUACCGCACUCAAUCAGGAAAUACAAGUUCUCAACGAUAAAUUUGCACAAGAGCGCAAACAAUUCCAAGCUAAGCUUUUACUUGAGAAGCAAAAUGGUUCUCAAGACCUAUUCGCACAACUACAACGUAUUCAAAGCGAGUUGGCGCACAAGGAUAAGUGUAUCAAUGAUUUGACCUGUUUGGUGAACGCCUGUAACCAGGCGAAUGAAGAGCUCAAACAACAAGUAAGUCUUCUCGAGCAGCAGCGCGAAGAACUCGAACAAAUCUCGAACAACCGCAUUUUCGAACUCGAAAAGGCAAAAGCACUCGAAAUCGAAAAUGCCGAACGUAAGCUGGAAUUACAUAACUUACAGAAUGCGCAUGAAUCAACCAAGGCCGAUUUGGCCCAAGCUCGCCAAGAGCUCGACACGUCUGCGGCUCGUAGUACUGAAUUGGUGGAGAAGCAAAACCAGAUAGUUGCACUGCAAGCUAAAAAUGAGGAGCUGCUGCAGCAAUUGGCUGGUAUCAAUAGCCAAGCAGCAGAACAAUCUGGUUUACAGACAACACUCGGUAUACUCCAGUUACAAUUGUCCGAAAAGGAAAAUUUGUUGGCUGAUUCGAUUAAAAAUAAUACGGCGUUGCGACAAAAGUCAGAAAAUUUAGAAGUGCAAAUGCGACUUAAUGCACAACAUCAUCACGAUUUGCAGAAUUUGAUAGAUUCACUGCAACGUGAUAUCGCAAGCAAGCACCAGCAAUUGCAGCAUGUCGAACAGACCGUGGAGCAGCUGAGCAGCCGAGAAAAGGAGGUGCUGCAGCAGCUGCACGAGCAGAAAGAGAAGAACGAUGAUUUGCGUAAGAAAAACUGGAAGUUGGUUGAAGCUUUGCAAAGUGCUGAAACAACAGCUAGACAGAAUAAAGCGCCUAAGAGCGCAAAUGAAAGCCUAGUUCAACAGCAGCAACUUUUCGCCGCUUCACAGAAACAACAAUCCUCCUCCGCCACAGCCAAUGCCGCAACAACAGUUUCUGCUUUUGAAGAGAAACAUAUACGUGAAAUAUUCCAGCGCCUUUAUCCAGAGGCUGCUAAAGCUUGUGCCAGCACAGCGCUCAGUGCAUCCUUUGAACAGUGGGUAGAACAAGUUUUGGCCACACAACUGAAAUUGACCACAGCUAGUAAAGCGGCUGGCAGCAGUAGUAACAAAUCUACACAAUCGAGUAGCAGCAAUAGCAGUAGCAGUAAUCACACCCCUUCAACCCACACCAACAAUAAUUCCCAUAAUGAUAACUUAACAAAUAAUAGCAAUAAUCGUAUUAGUAACAAUAGUACUGGGGAUGGCGAAAGUAGUGGUAGUGGUGGCGGCGGCAACGAUAUUGAUGCCGUUGAACUACGUCUGCAGAAUACUCAACUCCGCGCCAAGGUGGAUGAGUUAACCAAGCUGGUUACAAAAACCAGUAACACAUUGUCAGCUCUCGAAGGGCACGCCCGCCAGGAACAUGAGAAAUGGCAAAGCAUUUUACUAUCAAAAGAAGAAGAAAUUUCUAGGUUACAACACUCAAAUGGAGCGCAGGACAUUUAAUGUCGCAUAACUGAAGUUUGUUUAAGCGUGAAAGUGAAAUGCAGUUAAGAUGUAAUGCCUUCCAAAAAUACAACAAAAAAUUGUUAAAAACAUUUAAACUAAAACAUCAAAAAACUACAUACACCAGAAAAACGAAAACCGGACAGCCAAGCAAGAAUACCGAGUAUGAAUUGCAUUGAUUUAUAUAUAUAUAUAUGUAUAUGCACACCAGAUGCAUGGCCCGCAAGCAAGCUGCUUAGAAUAGCAUUAGCUGGCCGAAGUGAGAUGAGGUGAAAUGAUUGCCGAUUCUGCGAACAAAAAAGUUAGUAAACAAUGAGUUUCGGAAGAAAGUGCAGCCUCUGCGAGCGAGUGCGCGCGCGACUUGGAUUAUUGAGCGAAUAAAAAAAUAGUAAUUAACAAACAGCAGCAACAUGAAACAUUCUAAACUUAUGUUACAGUACAUAAAAGAAGUAAAAAUUAUACUAAAAGAUAUUAAAAAGAGAAACAUAAAGUAAACUUACAAAUACUUACUAUAAACCAUAAAUAAGCGUGAAUAAAUAUAAAAGUGAAACAUUAUCAAGAAAACUAAAUUUUAGUGUAGUCUGAAAUCUGUGCAAUGUUUGAUGAUCGAUGAGCAAAGCGAAAGCAAACAAAAAACGUAAAUAUAGAGUAUAUGAAAAGUGAGUGGAAAUCAAUGCAAAAAAAUUCACAGGACUGCGAACAUUAAAUGCAAAAAAUCAACAAAGUAAAAGCAAGCAUUAUUACAUAUUAUUAGUUUUAAAUAAAGGAAUUUAAUGAUUAGACAAUGCCAUGUGAAGAGUUGUGUGGUGUAGGGACGUACAUCCAUGUACUAAGAAUGAGCUGCUUAGCUGACUGCAUUGCGCUGUUAUGUUCUUUGCAUUUAUACAUAUACAUACAUACGUACAGAAAAAAACAUACUUACACAUAAACAAUUAAUGUUAUUUUAUACGCUACAGAUGAUGGUGAAAAAUUGAGCUAAAACGAAAUAUAGAUAUUGAAAUAAUAUUGAUAAAUCGUUCAAAAGAUGCAGGCGUAAAAGUGUGUUGGAAAGAAAACCGCACAAUGAGCUUUUUUCACAACUAGCAAUUGAGUUAAUAAGCUUACGUAGAGCCAAUAAAUCAAAUGUACGUCGUUUUCAUAGCCAAAAUAACGUCAAUUUUUGAUAACGAAAUUAUUUGGAUUUUUGUUUAACAAAAAUCUGUUUUAAAGUUUUUGCAUACUUUUAAAAUGCCUAAGCGCCAGUGUGUUUAAGAAACUACGUGUUUUGAUUUUAAAUAAUUGUUUUUUUUUUCGAGCUAUAAAUUAAAUAAAUUCACCAAUUAUAGUUAAAAAAAAUAUGAAAUCGCGUCUUUAAAUAAGUUUUCCUGUUCAAAAGAUGGUACCAUUUUAAUCACUUAAUUUUAUCUGUUAAGUUUAAUCACAAUUAAGUAUUAAACUCGCUAAAAAAAUCGAUCUACGAAAACAAAAAACGUGGUAGUCCCAAGAGUUAUACAUGCUUAUGGUAAAUCUUUGAACUUUUAAAACAUCCCGUUAACCAUAAUUUACUAAUCUUUUAUACGUGUUCAAGUUGUCUAGAUAAAUUACAUAAAUCUAAUAUCUUAAAUUUCUUAUACUUUCUAUUUUUAAUUUUGAUUCAAUGCUUUUUGCCAGAUAAUUAGUCCACAGGUUUUUAGUUUUGUUUCGCCAGAUAUGGAAAUGGAUGAAUCCCUUAACACAUUAGACACAGAUCAACAAUGAUUUUUCACAUUUUAGCUAAUAGUGUCCAUUUCGUGUAUGCAAGUAGUUAUGUAUAUAUGAGUACGGUUUUAAUACAAUUCUUACUUGGGCUUUGUUUUUGGAUUAUAAUAAAGUAAUUAAUUUUCGUGAUAAAAAGUUGAAACUUGGAAGUUUGUGGCCGAUUUAAAAUCAAACAUUGAAAAUAUGAUUAUAAACAAGUUUUUCUAAAUUUAUCUGCUAAAGACUGUUGUAAUUUUUCACUAUUAACUUUCUCUUGCCGAUUUGAGAGAUUAUUGCAUUUGUUCUUGAAUCAACAUGCAAGGAUUUACAGACAGCAACGACUGACAGAUAAAUAAAAGAGCUAAUACACACA